This is a messenger RNA of Necator americanus (New World hookworm), 453 nucleotides long. RefSeq lists its product as uncharacterized. The coding region runs from base 1 to 453 and encodes 150 amino acids. NCBI's taxonomy places the organism in Eukaryota, Metazoa, Nematoda, Chromadorea, Rhabditida, Ancylostomatidae. The transcript has a single exon. The record is from RefSeq and is a predicted model, not a curated record.
AUGAAAACUGCUGAGGUUCUUAACAAGGACGCAUUUUAUGAUGAUCACAUUACGUUUAUGUCUAAGAUAUCAAGGCAGCAGACGGUAAUUGUCGGAAAUGAUGCGAAUACAAGUGUUGAAGAACAAUCCGAUGUGCUAGGAAUAUGGUACUAUCUCACGAAGCGAACAACGAGUUGUAAGUGGAAGCCGUCUGGUAGCUCUUUCCACGCAGACGAACUUCAUCAUUAUAAUAACGUUCGAGAUGAAUCAUCGACGCUAUCCGUUUACGUGGCAGAUACAACCACGCUAACGCCAGAAGAGCAGCGGAAGUGGAACAUGUCGACUUUUAAGCUUCAGCUGCGACUAGGUUCUAACAAAGGACAUCCCUUUGUCAGGCAUCCAAAAAUUGGAGCUCUCUGGGACAUCGCAUUCAAUUCUGACCACCGUCCAAUCCUUCUCAGCUCGAAGUUAUAG